Meloidogyne enterolobii is the source of this 725-nucleotide messenger RNA. Lineage: Eukaryota; Metazoa; Nematoda; Chromadorea; Rhabditida; Meloidogynidae. The record is from the annotation of a GenBank genome assembly.
AUGGCACAACCACAACAAUUAAUUUUAACAAAAAAUUUUGCCACAAAAUCCAUCGCUGGGCCAAGUAAUGUAACUAGUGGCGGUAUUCAUGUUAAUCUGAGUACAACAAAUAAACAAUUUGUUCGACAAGUAGCGAAAAAACGUGUGUUCCCGGCAAAAAAUCUGGAAGUUCUUAGAAGUCAGCAAAAUAAAAUUAAAGCCCCUGGGGAGGGAGGGUCAUUAACUUUAAAAGAAAUCAGAAAAUAUCAAAAUUCUGUUAAUUUAAUUAUCCCACGGGCUGCCUUUAUUCGUCUCGUCAGGGAUGUUUCGAACAAAAUAACCGACGGAAGAGUUCUUAAAUGGAAGGGUUUAGCUCUGGUAGCUAUUCAAGAGGCUGCUGAACAUUACUUGGUUGAUAUGUUUGAGGGUGCUAAUUUAUGCGCGUUGCAUACUGGAAGGGUUACAUUGAUGCAGAAGGAUGUUAAGCUUUUGAGACAAUUGCGAGGCGAGGCUAACAAAAAAGCAUCCACAAAUUGUGAACUAAUUCAAAAUGAACAAAAUCGGGAGAAUUCUGAAUGAGGUUUAGUUGUCGAAUUUUGAAUAAUUAUUUAUUUUCCCAUUGUUUUUUAAACAUUUUCCCCAAUCAUAUCCCAGGUUUUUUUUGUUAUUUUUUCGGGUUAAAUUAUUUUCGGACGAAUCUCUCUUUCUUGUUUUAAUAAUUCUCUUAAAUAUUCCGUCAAUUAUUU